Molecule: messenger RNA, 2651 nt
Organism: Jaculus jaculus (lesser Egyptian jerboa)
Lineage: Eukaryota; Metazoa; Chordata; Mammalia; Rodentia; Dipodidae
Gene: Tmem151a
Product: transmembrane protein 151A
Exons: 2
Coding region: 36-1442 (468 amino acids)
Source: RefSeq, a predicted model, not a curated record
GCCCGGGCCCGGGCCGCCCGAGCAGCCAGGACACCAUGCCCGAGGGCGGCGAUGGUUCCGGCGGGGAGAUGCCCCCGCUCGUCGCGGACGGCGAGCCGCUGCGAGAAGAGCAGCGGCCCUUGAAGCAGUCUCUGGGAGGCUCCCUGUGCCAAGAGUCUCACUGGAAGUGCCUGCUCCUCACACUCCUCAUCCACGCCUGUGGGGCUGUGGUGGCCUGGUGUCGCCUGGCCACUGUACCUCGGUUGGUUCUGGGGCCUGAGGCAGCUUUGGCGCGUGGGGCCGGUGGUCCGCCACCCACCUACCCAGCCAGCCCCUGCUCCGAUGGCUACCUGUACAUCCCGCUGGCCUUUGUCUCCCUCCUCUACCUCCUGUACCUGGCAGAGUGCUGGCACUGUCAUGUGCGGUCGUGCCAGGCGCCUCGCACUGACGCCAAUACCGUGCUUGCCCUGAUCCACCGGCUACAGCAGGCACCGCCCUGCGUGUGGUGGAAGGCCACCAGCUACCACUAUGUGCGCCGCACACGCCAGAUCACCCGCUACCGCAAUGGCGAUGCCUACACCACCACUCAGGUCUACCAUGAGAGGGCUGACAGCCGAACGGCGAGGGGCGAGUUUGACUACUCAGCUCACGGUGUCCGGGAUGUCUCCAAGGAGCUCGUGGGCCUGGCUGAGCACGCGGCCACUCGACUACGCUUCACCAAGUGCUUCAGCUUUGGCAGCGCCGAGGCCGAGGCCUCGUACCUCACGCAGAGGGCUCGCUUCUUCAGCGCCAACGAGGGCCUGGAUGACUACCUGGAGGCCCGCGAGGGCAUGCACCUAAAGGACGUGGACUUCCGCGAGUCCCUCAUGGUCUUUGCUGACCCCCGCAGCCCACCCUGGUAUGCCCGCGCCUGGGUCUUCUGGCUCGUGUCAGCAGCCACACUGUCCUGGCCACUGCGCGUGGUGGCAGCCUACGGCACAGCCCAUGUGCACUACCAGGUAGAAAAGCUUUUUGGUGCCAGUUCGCCACCUCCAGGGGCCAUGCCCAGUGGGCCACCGCUCUCUCGUGUGGCCACUGUGGACUUCACUGAGCUCGAGUGGCAUAUCUGCUCCAACCGGCAGCUGGUGCCCAGCUACUCGGAGGCUGUGGUCAUGGGUGCUGGCUCAGGUGCCUACCUGCGAAGCUGCCAGCGCUGCCGCCGCUCAGUUAGCAGCAACUCGCUGCCACCUGCCAGGCCCAGUGGGCCCCGCCUGCCCUUCAGCCGCAGCCGCCUUUCGCUGGGUGCUGGGGGCCGAGCCACCCCUGGAGUCUUCCGCAGCUUGAGCGGGGGUCCCCUGGGCCGCCGAGGGGAGGAUACCGAGCCCCUGGAAAGCCCUCCGUGCUACGAGGAUGCUCUUUACUUCCCAGUGCUCAUUGUCCAUGGCGACAGUGGCUGCCGGGGGGAUGGGCAAGGUGCACUCUGAGACCCCGUGGCCCCAGAGCAUCCUCCUCCUCACCAUCCCGCCAUGGGCUUAGACACCUAAGUAAGUGUCCAAAACUGGAGGGAAAACGGACCAGCCACACACAAGGGGUGGGGGUGGGGUGUCCUUAGACUAAAAUGCAGUGACUUGUGGUCAUUUGUGGGGAGAGUGGUUGUCACCUAAAUUGAACCUGUGAUCUGUCCCCAGCAUGGCUCCCCUACCACUACCAUGUUCCAUCCCCUGUAACAGCAGAUUAGUUGGCUGGGGGGGGGGUCUUUCACACUGGACAGGGGAGGAAGUUUCUAGAAAGGUCAGGGUAUGGAGGAAUACUGGGUAUAGCUGCCUGUCCCCUUGCCGUGACUGAAGUCCCCCAUUGGAAGUCUUAAAACAAUCUAGAAGCACAAAAUGGUGGUCUGGGGCCAUGCCCAGCUGGGCUGGCCAACCUGAAGCUGAAGAGCUGGCAGUGGCCCCUACCUGCCAAAGUUCCCCUUCUCUUCCCCUGUUCAUCCCUCUUGCCUACCCUCGGGCCUCUGCUCAGGUCAAGCCCCUGAUUCUCCCUGGAUCCCAUGGUGCAGCCCUUCAACCAGAGCCUGGUUCUCAGAGCACAGCCUUGCCCCUGUCAUCCCUUCUGAUCUCCUUGGUGCCCAUGUGUUCUCCCUCCAUCCAGCUACCCCUAUGGCCCAGGAUUCCUGCCCAGGGCUCUGCCACAGCCCUGGCAUUCUCAAUGUCCAUGUCUGCCUCUGCCAGCCAUGUGCACACCAAGCCUUGUUCCAAUUGCUUUCCCGGGCUUCUCUGCUCUUCACCUUCCUGAUGAUCCACAGGAUGCAAGGCCGCAUGGCAUCCGAGGGGCACAGACCUGGCCCUAGCCUCUUGGACGAUGCCCUUGCUUUGCCCUGGAGGUCCCAGUUUCUUCUAUCCAUGGAGCCUGGCCAGGGGACACCAUCCCUCCUGAGGGAGAGAAUAGUCCCUUCCCUUCCAACUGGGGCUUCCAUCCCCUCUCAGGGGCUGGUAGGGGAGGGAGGAGGUAGAGAAGAUGCAGACAAAAUAAAGCUAUGAAAUGGAAAGGCUUCACAUGUGCAUUCCUGAGUGGCAAGUCCAUUGGGCCACACUGAGUUGGGUGCAGUGAUGGGUUCUGGAAGAGGACCCAAAGGUGGGCUGUAGUGUUCCCAGAAGUAAAUAAACAGAGGGGGUCCCUCUCUGCCCUGUCCAGGA